AUGGAGGACAUGGACCCGCCCGACCCGUCUGUCCAAGUGGUACGAAGUUUGCUCGCUUGCGCGGGCUGCUUUGUGCCAAGCAGCGCCUUUGCCACCAGCACCGCUGACUGGCAGUCCGAGCCCCAGCCUGCGGGCCAGGGCUCGACUGGCGCGACUGCGCCACUCGGUCCACGCUCCGGCGCCACUGCGCCGGCCACGGCAGAUCUGCCGCUGCGCCGCGCGCCCGAGGCGCGCGGCGGAUCACGCACCCUCGCAACCCACCUGGUUGCUUGGGAGGCGCGCCGGAACCUCCGGCCGACCGCCGACUCGAUGGCCUCUUUGUGCAAUGCAGCGACGCUUCACUGCUCAAUGGUCUUCCCGCUCCCGGGUCCUGGCAUGUUUGCGGCGAUGAUGAAGUUUUUGAUGGCGCCCGCCGAGGACGAGCAGACUGCGUGCGCGGGCAAGGGCGGAUCGCAUGGCGACGUCUUUAUGUUUGAGCAUGCCAUCCGGAUGCUCAAGGCGCAGGGUCACGACGGCGACCUCGCCAAAAUCUGCAUGGUGGGCGACCGGUUCGACACCGACAUCCGUGGUGGCAACUCGUGCGGGAUCAAGGCGUGCCUCGUCCAGUCGGGCGCCCACCUCGCGAGCCAGCAGGCAAAGUACCCGAGCGACGUCGCCGACUUCACCGCCGCGUCCGUCGGGAGCUUGGUGCCACGCUCGGACGACGGAGCCCAAGCCGACACGGCACAGGCACAGCGUGGCAGCAUGGCCGCGUCGAGCUCCAACUGGCAGUCGGUCAAGGACAAGGUGCCGUUCGGGGCCAGGCGAUCCGAGGGCCCUCGGCAGUCCUCCACUGCAUCGUGA
Messenger RNA from Emiliania huxleyi CCMP1516, 843 nucleotides. RefSeq lists its product as hypothetical. The record is from RefSeq and is a predicted model, not a curated record. Gene Ontology annotation, molecular function: phosphatase activity. NCBI's taxonomy places the organism in Eukaryota, Haptophyta, Isochrysidales, Noelaerhabdaceae. The coding region runs from base 1 to 843 and encodes 280 amino acids. The transcript has 5 exons.